Molecule: messenger RNA, 1278 nt
Organism: Penicillium samsonianum
Lineage: Eukaryota; Fungi; Ascomycota; Eurotiomycetes; Eurotiales; Aspergillaceae
Product: fungal specific transcription factor domain-containing protein
Exons: 4
Coding region: 1-1278 (425 amino acids)
Biological process (GO): DNA-templated transcription
Cellular component (GO): nucleus
Molecular function (GO): zinc ion binding; DNA binding
Source: RefSeq, a predicted model, not a curated record
AUGGGUUGGUAUGGCAACUUGAGCUUGCGACUGGCUCGUGAGCUUGCACCAGAAACAACUGAUCUUAUGAUAUGGCUUGCUCAUGAGAAUCUGCAACUUACCACGCUUUUUGAAGGAGAUGCAAGUCUAGGUGCCUGGCGACGGGUAGGCGAUCUCGCUACAGACCUACUAGCAUUGGGCUUGAAUAGAGAAGCAACAUAUUCAGCCACGCCAUUCUUUCUGGCGGAGUGUCGACGAAGAAGCUUUGUCCGGGCUUAUUAUCUCGACAAAGUGUUCGCAGCGGUGUUCAACCGGCCACCUCGAAUAACUGCUCGACAUGCAGACUGCAACCUGCCGUUGGACUUAUCUGAUAACGAACUUUUCACAUCGUCAGACAAAAUAGAACAAGCAAAAGAUAACCUUACGCAAGACGGCUGGAACACAGAUGAGGAGUAUAGAACAGCAACGUGGGCUCGGAUACGUUAUAUUCUAGCAGAGUUUCGUGAAGAGACUGUCGAAUAUCAAUAUCGAUCCAUACAACCUACCGAUGCUAUCAAGCUCAGAGAUUUAUCCACUCGCUGCUAUAUAGCGUGGAACGGUUUGCCCCAUUAUCUUCAAUACAGGCAGGACUGCUGGACAUCGAAUCUCCCACCCACACUUUGCCAUAUGCAUGCAAAAGUCUACCUCUCAUAUCUUCACAUCCACUUCCAAGUUUACCGAUUACUUGGCAAUGGUGAUGGUAACAAGACUCUUCAACCAGAAUUGCUUGAGGUGUCAGCAAACAUGCUCGAAACAGUUGUACAAAUGACGAGUUGCCGCGCGAGAUCUUCUUCUUCACCUCGCGACCUGCCUGGAAUUAUUCUCGCAUAUGGUUUGCCGUGUGCUGCAAUUCUCUCAACGGCACUGGAAACUUUUUUUCGAGAUUUAUCAAAAGGAUCACAUCUUCUUCCCGGCAUCAAGAUCUCGACUCUUAUUCGAAAUCUUUCUGUCCUGGGGUCUCAACUCGAAACCGUUUCCAGUCCUAGUGAGACCAAUCACGUAUUUUGCAUCAAAGCCUCAAAGGCUAUCUCGCGCAAGCUCGACCGCAUCUUGGAUAACUUUACAACGGCCGGUUCUACAAAAACUCCUGACCGUUUACUAGAGCCAGUCCCGACACUACCUACGCUAUACAGUAGUUCCACCACAACAAUAACGGAUAUUGAUAUGACUGGCUUCGUUGAUUUUGAUCACUUCGACCUUGCAGAUUGGGCAAUUAAUUUUGAUUUAGGCACUAUGAGUGAUGAGUGGAAUAUGUUUUGA